UAUAUUGUGGUUCUUGGCCAUGUAUUAAUCAUCAUUCUACCUCCAUUCUUCUUCUUCUGUUGUCUAUAUAUAUUGUGGUUAUUCUCUCCUUGUGCAGUGAAUUAGGGUUUUGCAGUGAAGAUAAUCUGAUCAGUAACCAUGGAAGGAGGUGAUAUUCCAAUAUUUUUGGAGCCGGGGCCACUAAUAUUGCCCGGUGGGUCUGGGGAAGCAAAGACCGGUGGUAUUCAUGAAGUUAAGGGGUUUCAGAACAGUGUCGAGAUCGAUGAACUUGCCCGUUUCACCGUCAAUGAAUACAACAAGAAACAAAACAAGGUUGUUGAGUUUGAAAAGGUGGUGAAUGCAAAGGAACAGGUGGUUACUGGUACUAUUUAUUAUCUCACUCUUGAGGUGGUUAAGGAUGGUAAGAAGAAGAUCUAUGAAGCCAAAGUUUGGGUGAAGCCAUGGAUGAACUUCAAGGAGUUGCUGGAGUUCAAGCCCGUUGAUGGUUCUGAUAACCAAGGUUGACUAUUCUCUCAAGAAUUUGGUAGAGAGAUACCUUGUAGAAGACUAAUAUAUAAAGUCAAAGUCUUUAUAGUAUUUCAAAAUUGAUUUGAUUCAAUAUCUUGUAAAAUAAGCCAUGAUGGCAUUUCUGUAAAUAUUGUGUAUUUUCAUAAAUCAUAAUGUCAUUUUU
Molecule: messenger RNA, 670 nt
Organism: Macadamia integrifolia
Lineage: Eukaryota; Viridiplantae; Streptophyta; Magnoliopsida; Proteales; Proteaceae
Product: cysteine proteinase inhibitor A-like
Exons: 2
Coding region: 139-504 (121 amino acids)
Molecular function (GO): cysteine-type endopeptidase inhibitor activity
Source: RefSeq, a predicted model, not a curated record